Molecule: messenger RNA, 2516 nt
Organism: Sus scrofa (pig)
Lineage: Eukaryota; Metazoa; Chordata; Mammalia; Artiodactyla; Suidae
Gene: CD7
Product: CD7 molecule
Biological process (GO): adaptive immune response
Cellular component (GO): membrane
Molecular function (GO): signaling receptor activity
Source: RefSeq, a predicted model, not a curated record
AAGCCACACACACACACAAAAAAAAGAGAGAGAGAGAGAGAUGUCAGAGGUGAUUUUAACAUUGCUGUCACAUGGGGAGGGGCUCGCACAAGCUGGGCAGGCCCUGCACAUGCCAGGCGAGAAACCUAGGAGAGGCCGGUCUGUGUCUGUGACUAAUUUCAGUUUCUGCAUGUUGCUUAUUCGUGUCCUCAAGGACUUCCCUAAAGAAAGUUUAGUGCUGGGUCCUCGCAGUGUCCCAGAGGCCCUCCCGAGCCCCUCCCCUCCUCGGCCACACUGGCCCUUCCCUCGCAGGCCCUCAGACACACCAGGCACUUUCUGGCCUCAGGGGUCCUGCACCUGCCAAGCCCUCUGGCUGGAGCCCUGUUCCCAGAUACCACAUGACCCCUCCUCACCUCCUGGGCCCUUCGUUCCUGCGGCCCCUCCCCUGACACGUGCUGUGUGCCCUGGCGUAGGCCUGCUCCUACAGACCAGCGUCUUGUCUGUUUUGCCCUCCGUUCUUGGCACAGCGGCUGGCACGUGCAGGCAUCCGGAGAGUGUCCGUGGUGAACAAAGGCAGCAGGAGACCAGGAAGGGGGCUCGUUUGCAAAGCCGGUGCCCUCGUCCCCUCCGGCCAGCAACUUCCUAGGACCCUCGGGGCAACUCCUAGGGUCUGUCCCCAGACAGAUCCGUCUCGAGUGCAAGGAGAGGCUGUGGGCAGGAAGGCAGCCCCCGCUAAACUGCCCCCACCCCAGACCCCAGCCACACCCCGGGACUCUGAGCCAUCAGCAGACAGGAGCGUCCGACCGGCCAGUGGAGGGGAUGCCGGGGAGGAAACAGCUGGGGGCUGUGGGUCCAUGUGUGAGCCGGGCGCUCGCUCCUGUGCACACAUGCGCAUGUGGCCUUGGGCGGCUUGAGGCUGGGCCGUCUGGCCCAGGGCUCCCGGGUGGAGAAAGUCACCUCCUGAUCAUCCAGUCUCUUCUUCCCCAGGGACCUCCGUGAGGGCACAGGUCUCCCUCUGCUGGGGGGCAGGGUGGUGACUGAGCUGAGCCCUCGAACCUACACGAGGCAGAAUCAGAGCCACUGGGGCAGCCGCAGCCUUGGCCAUGUGCCCUGGCCCAUCUCUAGGGCCACAUCGCACCCACGGGCUCAGUUUGGCAGUCCUACCCCUCCCACUGCAGGGGUGGGGUUGGGGGGUGGGGAGCUACUCCAAGUUUCUGGGCACAGAUCAGGUCCCAGCAGAAAGGGAACCAGAGGACCAGGGCGGCUGGACCCCCAACCCGACCUGGGGACCCCCUUGUCUUCCUCCUGGUCCUGUCCCCACCCAACCUUGACCUCCUCCCUCCCCCUCCUCUCCCUGCUGUGCUCUGUGGAGAUGCCAGAGGCCAGGACCACAGUCUACCUGUGGGCACAGAGCAGGAUGGGGGAGGGCAUGCAGGUGGCCCCCCAGCCUCGCCCGCAGUGCCUCUCCUUGCUCAGGGCACCACCUUCAGGAAGCCCUCCUGGAAGUGCCCAACCUCCAGUCACUGCAGGCAGCCCCCCCCCCAACCUCCGGCUCCAUCCUGCCCCCACCACCCUAGAGCUGCGCCUGUGAGGUGGUUGCACUCAGUUGGGUGCCGCUGUAGACAGGAAGAGUCGUGAAGGCCCUUAAGAGGGGCCUUGCCCUUUCCUGCCACCCAGCGAGAUGGCCCGGCUCCUGGGGCUCCCGCCUCCCCUGCUCCUUGCCCUCUCUUUCAACCGGGCUGCCCAAGAGGUGUGGCAGUCCCCCGGCCACGCCAUCGCUUUGGAAGGAGGCUCCAUCCACAUCACCUGCUCCAGCCGUGGGCCCCUGCUGGGCAUCUACCUGAAGCGAGUACUGCCGAAGGCCAGCAACGUGAUCUACUACGAGGAAGGGAGGGAGGCCACCGUGGACGAGCGCUUCAGGGGCCGCGUCACCUUCUCGGGGCUGCAGCACAACCUGACCAUCAGCGUGCACCGCCUGCAGCUGCCCGACACGGGGGCCUACGCCUGCCAGGCCAUCAUGGACAGCGAGGUCUGGGGCCCCGGGACCCUGGUCGUGGUGACAGACAAACUGCCUCAAGCUGCGAACAGCUGCCGGGAGGCUCAGUGGACACACAUGGCCCUCUCUGCAGCCCUGGCUGCGGUCUGCUUCCUCGCCGGGCUGGGGCUGGGGGCAGUGUGUGCGCGCCGAGGGACACAGAUCCGCAGACUCUGCUGUGCGGGGGGCGAGAGCUCCGUGUGUGUCAUCUACGAGGACAUGUCCCUCAGCCGCAGCAACACCGUGUCCCUCCCCAGCCAGUUCCAGUGAGCCUGCAGCACUCAGCCUCCCGCUGCCUCCUCCCGGAAGCCCUCCUGACUGCGUCCCAGAGCCCACCUUGGAGCCCCCAGAAAGGAAGCCUCUCUGUCCCGCUGCUGCCCUGACCCUCGCACCACUGGGCGGGGGGCUGCUCUGUAGGACGACGCACUUGGGCAGCUGGUGGGGGGCGGGGGCGGGGGCGGGGGCGGCCCGGCCUUGCCAGAAAUAAAGGCUUCUCUUCUCC